GGAAGUUUAGCGCCGUGAUUUUUUUUUCUUUUCCUUUCCCUUUUUUUGUUUGUUUGUUGUUUGUUUGUUUGAGGUUUUUCAUGUCACCCCAGGAGACAAACGGAAUAUUUCCCUGAUGAAAAUUAAUCAUCUGUGGAGAGGCUCCGUGAUCGUGACUAUGAUGAUGAUGUCGAGUAAGAGUGUGGAGUGGCUGCAGGAGGAGCUGGAGACCGGGGCCAGCUCUCUGCUGCUGCUGGACUGCAGACCCCAUGAGCUGUACGAGUCCUCUCACAUCGAGUCGGCCAUCAACCUGGCCAUCCCGGGCCUGAUGCUCCGCAGACUGAAGAAGGGCAACCUGCCGAUCCGCUCCAUCAUCCCCAACAACGAGGACAAGGAGAAAUUUGUCAAGCGCUGCAAGACGGACGUAGUAGUUUUGUACGACGAGGCGACCUCAGAGCGACAGGAGAACGGACUGGGGAGCUCCGUCCUGGGGCUGCUCUUGCAGAAACUGCGGGACGACGGGUGCAAAGCCUACUAUCUGGAGGGGGGCUUCAACAAGUUCCAGUCGGAGUACCCUGAGCACUGCGAGACCAAUCUGGACUGCUCCUGCCCCAGCAGUUCCCCACCAGCCUCUGUCCUUGGCCUGGGAGGACUCCGCAUCAGUUCAGACUGCUCGGACGGCGAAUCUGACCGCGAGCCGGGCAGCGCCACGGAGUCCGAGGGCAGCCCGCUCCCCAACAACCAGCCAGCAUUCCCUGUCCAGAUCUUGCCGUACCUGUACCUGGGCUGUGCCAAAGACUCCACCAACCUGGAUGUGCUCGGGAAGUAUAAUAUCAAGUACAUCCUCAACGUGACACCCAACCUGCCCAACAUGUUUGAACACGACGGGGACUUCAAGUACAAACAGAUUCCCAUCUCCGACCACUGGAGCCAGAACCUCUCUCAGUUUUUCCCUGAGGCCAUCUCAUUCAUUGAUGAGGCCCGUUCUAAAAAGUGUGGCAUCCUGGUCCACUGCUUGGCCGGCAUCAGCCGCUCAGUAACGGUGACCGUCGCCUACCUGAUGCAGAAGCUCAACCUGUCGCUCAACGACGCCUACGACUUUGUCAAGCGGAAGAAGUCAAACAUCUCCCCGAACUUCAACUUCAUGGGCCAGCUCCUUGACUUUGAGAGGACACUGGGCCUCAACAGCCCCUGCGACAACCACUCUUCCUCCCCGACUCAUGAGCAGCUCUUCUUCACCACCCCGACCAAUCACAACGUGUUUCAGCUGGACACUCUGGAGUCCACAUGAAAAUCAGACAACUGUCCUGUCGGGGUCGAGGUGGUGUUGUUACCAUGGUAACAAUGGCUGCGCUGGAGGAAGCAGCCAGUUUUAAUGAAUGUUUUAGUCUCCUGAGGCUCCUUGUCUGAGAGCCUGGCUGAGGGGCAGCAUUGAUGGGACAGGGGAGGUCACAGAUGACAGGUUAAAGGGGAAGGGGCAAAGCGGAAUGCAAAAGCUAUUUUUUAACCUAGAGGGGCACUGACGGUUGAGUACACGAUGGCGUCCUGCUCAGAGUGAUUAAGAUUGAGGAAGAGCCCGAUCAACUUGUCUUGUGAAUGGCCCGCUCUGUAACCAAAUGAGGAACUGAGUGAAGGCCACAGCGGGACAGACAGCUUCAUACAAAGAUAGGAACAUGGAAAUCGACAGUGCUUGAUUUAUGAGAUGACAACGUCCUCUCUGUCUUUCUCUCUCAGCUCUCAAGCUGAGCUGACUGGUGCCAAGUGGAGAAUCUGGGAUUUACUUGUAGGAAAUCUCACUCUACCGAAUGUAGAGUUUUUAAAAACCAAGGAAUUAACACACACACACACACACACACACACACACACAUACACACACAUACACACACACAUAAACAAAGUAUGUAUGUUUGUACUGUAUGUAUGUUAACGUACAUAGCAGAAAAUGUAUGGGCAGUCCUUAACAAACGUCUAUAUGCAUUUUUGUAUAUUUUUGUGUACAUUUACGCACAAAUGUAUACCUUAUAUAUACGCAUAAAAAUCUUAUCUUUGUCCAAAAAUGUAAGUAAUCCAAUCCAAUAAUGGUUUAAGAGAUUGUAUAACUAAAGAACCGGGUGGGUGUGGCUAUGCCAACAAAAGAGAACGUUGUUGUGAUAUGUUGUAAAUUUUUUUUCUUUUUUUUUUCUUAGGUUUGUAAUGACCUAAUGCAGUUUGCACAGUGGUGUAGCCAUUGACUUGUUGGCACUUGGAGCCAGUGCUGGAGACAGGCAGAUAAAGAGACAUUCAGAGAAGAGGAGUGGAGAGGAGAGGCCAGUCCCAGGCUGCGACGAGUCCCAACAGCUGCACAGUGUAGUGGGGAGGGAGUGGGGACUGGGGUUUCAGCGUAGGGUUAGGGUUAGAGUUAGGGUUUAGGGUACAGUUAGGGCUGAAGUCCAUGGUUAGGGUUACAGUACAGAGAUUGUACUUGGCUAUGGUUGAAGAUAUGCGAUUUUGAAUAUCUCAGUCUGGCAAACUGAAUGCAGGAAUGCAGCUCUAAGCAGCGCAACAUCUGCAGCAAAGUCAUAUUUUCUCAUUACAACUGUACAUCAAAUUGUCUAGCAAGAAUUACCAGUUGUUUCCUACAGCUGUCUGCUUUUAGUUUAAUCUUUCAUUUCCUUUCAAUGAGAAAUUAAGCUCAAAAGCUCUUUGGAGACUGCAGUUACAACAUGUCAUCUUCCGGCUAUGUUUGCCAAACUGGUAAAUCUGUGACUCUGAGUUUGGGUUAGGCUUGGGUAUCAGUAUUAGAACUGGGGUUUGGGAUAGUAAGGAUGUGAUUAAAAAAAAAAAAAAAUUGAGCAACUUUUUGGGCAGCUUAGCUAAAAUAACCUUGGGCAAGGAAGUGCCUCAACAUUCUUGUAUUGCCUAUAUUGCAGCUUCCUUUUGCCCAAGGGGAAGUUACUCAAUUUGUUGUUCUAUGUCUCAUCGUAGGUCCCAUUUAGGACCCAGCUAGAUUGCCAAAGAAGUUGUUCUUUUUAUCACUUCCUUUAGACUGGGGCAGGGACAAGUGGUUAGGGGGAGAACAAGGGGUUGGGGUUGGGUCUAGUAUGUGUAGAUAUAGAGCCAGGCUAGGGUGUAGAUAGGUUCGGGCUAGAAAACAGAAUUGGCACUGAUGGGUUUGGGGAGGCAGAGGAGAAAGAGUCUGGCUCUGGGACUGGCCUCGGCAACAGACUGCACUUAGCUACUUCAAUAGCUUCUUGUUCCUUAACUGCAUUGGAGAAUAUGGAAGGGAGAUCUUUCUGCAAAGGGAUCGCCCAUUUUGUCAAAGAAAAUUUUGUCUGAGUUGAUUCACCCUUAAGCCUUGGGUGUAUUAUAUUAAAGAUAUAUUACACGCAAAUUGAUAUAUAUAAAUAUAUAUAUAUAUAUAUUAUAGAGCUAAUAGUAGACAGAUCUAUAUUAUUUUCUAUACCUGAGCAUGCUGUGGUACUGUAUGCUCUCUAACAGUAGAAGUAACCAGGGGUUGGAUGUUUUACCAGUUGCUUUACCAGUUGGAAGAAGAACGAUGAGGGCAGUUUUUUUAACUACUGUUGCUGCUGAACUCAGCAGCAUACAGUAUGUAGCCUGCAUGGUUUCUAAGACCCUGUCCACAUCAGCAGCCUUUCAGCACCGUCUUAAAAACUUUUCAGAAACUGUUCUUGAAACAAUCCUGAAGUGGUUUCAAGAACUUCUUAUUUUGGCCCUAAAAAUAUGUCUCAAGAUCACUAGAAGUAUGACAACAGUUCUCCUUAUAUUGUUUCCUCAUAGGAGUGAGGAACGAGCUCAGCAGUGCAACAAGCAUGUAAAAUGUAGGAUUUAUAUAGCAAGAUCUGUAGGCGAACCACAGCUCAGUAUCCAGAGCAAAGUAAUGAUACGGUAAGCGGUUUGUCAGCAGCGAUGUGGACAGGGUCUACAACAGAAACAGAGCUGGGUCUCAGAGGGGACGGCUGGUGACUCUGACCAGGGUUGGUUUUAGCUGGCCUUAUAUAAUCUUUCUAACUUGUUUCUAAUGCUGACUGUUCAAUGCUCUUUGUAUCUCACUUUAGAAAAACAUUGUGUAAAAAAUGAAGCGUUUGUUAUCUGUUAUUUGAAUCAAACACGGUAAUAAUGGACAGUGAACUGUCUUUUACUGUAACGGGUCACACGAGGUCCUCUUUGUUACUCUGCAAUAUAUCAGACACCUUUUUGCAGUAUUUUGUAGAUCCAAGACCUCAGAGUUUUUAAUUCUUCUUUUUUUGUACUAUAUCUAUUAUAUGUAAUUAUACAAGAUCCAGCUCAAUGGCUUGUGGACUGAAGUAACAUUUCACCUAGGGUGCCCAAAAUACAGGCCUGUGUGCCCAUUACCAACCUGAGAAAGGCCCUCACACACAAGCAUGUUUGCACACACACACGGUUCCAUACAGCCAGAGCUGUGGUUCAGCAUGCCAGUUAUGUUUCACAAUAGAUGAUUACGCCACCCGGCUUAAACAGUUACAAGGUCUUUUCCGUCUUGUUUUGAUAUAAUGUGCUCUAUGCUAUUCCUGUGGCCUUUCAAUAUGAAUAUAUAUCUAAGUAUAUAUAUGUUAUGAGUUUUUAUGCAAAGAUCCUCUCCUAUCAUAGCAUCAGAGAUGAAAAUAAAACUACCAUGCUUGAAUGGACUUCCCUUGUCUGAAGUCAUACCCCACUUACAAUAAGGAAAUAUUAAGGACUUGAUCACUCGCACCCUAGGAUUGAAAAAUAUUUCAGUACAGAGCUUUUCUAUUUA
Molecule: messenger RNA, 4732 nt
Organism: Myripristis murdjan (pinecone soldierfish)
Lineage: Eukaryota; Metazoa; Chordata; Actinopteri; Holocentriformes; Holocentridae
Gene: dusp7
Product: dual specificity phosphatase 7
Exons: 3
Coding region: 116-1270 (384 amino acids)
Biological process (GO): negative regulation of MAPK cascade; peptidyl-tyrosine dephosphorylation
Cellular component (GO): cytoplasm; cytosol
Molecular function (GO): MAP kinase tyrosine phosphatase activity; protein tyrosine/threonine phosphatase activity; MAP kinase tyrosine/serine/threonine phosphatase activity
Source: RefSeq, a predicted model, not a curated record